CUCCGCCUCCUGCUGCUGCUGCUGAUUGAGGGAGCGGAGCGGCUCGUCGCGCGGCCGGAGGGACCCGCGAGCCUUUUCUCUUUCUCUUCGCCGCUGCGUCCUCCUCCUCCUCGUCCCUCCCCUCCCCUCUCCCCGCCGCCAUUUUCCUCUCCCUCCUCGGCGCCCCGCCGCAGCCGCAGCCGUCGUCAGGUUUCAUCUCUAAUUAAAAUGUCUAAUGGUUAUGAAGAUCACAUGGCUGACGACUGCAGGGACGAUAUCGGCAGAACAAAUUUAAUUGUUAACUACCUUCCUCAGAACAUGACCCAGGAUGAGUUACGGAGCCUGUUUAGCAGUAUAGGGGAGGUUGAAUCUGCCAAGCUUAUUCGUGACAAAGUUGCAGGACACAGCUUGGGUUAUGGUUUUGUGAACUAUGUGACGGCUAAAGAUGCUGAAAGAGCAAUAAACACACUGAAUGGCCUGAGACUUCAAUCCAAAACUAUCAAGGUGUCAUAUGCUCGCCCAAGCUCUGAGGUGAUUAAAGAUGCCAACUUAUACAUAAGCGGACUGCCGCGGACAAUGACACAGAAAGACGUUGAAGACAUGUUUUCACGGUUUGGACGCAUUAUCAACUCGCGUGUUCUGGUUGAUCAAACUACAGGCUUGUCCCGAGGGGUGGCGUUUAUCCGGUUUGACAAGAGAUCAGAAGCCGAGGAAGCGAUUUCAAACUUCAAUGGCCACAAGCCUCCGGGCUCCUCCGAACCAAUCACGGUGAAGUUUGCAGCCAACCCUAACCAGAACAAAAAUGUGGCACUGCUGUCACAGCUGUACCACUCACCAGCUAGACGGUUUGGGGGGCCCGUCCAUCACCAGGCCCAGAGAUUCAGGUUCUCUCCUAUGGGUGUAGAUCACAUGAGUGGGCUUUCUGGUGUAAAUGUCCCAGGAAACUCCUCUUCGGGCUGGUGUAUCUUCAUCUACAACCUUGGCCAAGAUGCCGAUGAGGGAAUCCUCUGGCAGAUGUUUGGCCCCUUUGGCGCGGUGACUAAUGUGAAAGUCAUCCGCGACUUCAACACCAACAAGUGUAAAGGCUUUGGCUUUGUGACAAUGACAAACUAUGAAGAAGCCGCCAUGGCCAUAGCGAGUCUUAACGGCUACCGGCUGGGGGACAAAAUCUUGCAGGUUUCCUUCAAAACCAACAAGUCCCACAAAUAACUUCGCUCGUGGCUUUUUUUUUUUUUUUUUUUUGUAUGGAAUAGAUAAUUGAGUGACGAAAAAGUUUGAAUUUUUUUUGUUUUUGUUAGUGUACAACUCAUUUUUUUGCGCCAAUUUUCACGAAGUUGUUUGUCUUUAGUCUAAAUGAAAAGUGGAAAGGGGUUUUAUACUCUGGGAUGCCACCGACAUGUUCAAAUGUUUUGGGUUUUUAAAAGUCCCAUAAUGGUUCUACUCGUGUUUUUUUUAAAGUUCCUUUUCAAGUAGUACUGUUCGCAAUCUCCCCUUGAACCCCAAAAUCUAAAUCCCCAAAAACUGCACCCUGGGGUGCCAGUGAAACUGUCAGACAUGUGUUCCCUUAAGAGACUGCUGUUAAUUUCACUGAAUAGAGUUUGCCAAGGCAGGACUUCAGCCAACCCUCUGUUGAUCCCAGUACCUUUGGGCAAUGCUUUUAGUUAAUAGCAACUUCUCCUUUAUCAAGUAAUUUGCUAGUUAAAAUUAACUUAUUGGUGAAGGAUGACCUCAAGGAAGUCUGGUGAAUAUGAAAUGCCAGCACUGUGUAGCACCAUUGACGAUGUUUGUCACUCAGUAGGCAAAAUCCAAACUGGAAAAAAAAAAUUAAAAGUGUUUUUUUUCCCCUUUAAAAGCCCAGCUUCCAUAAAAAAGGACCAAAGAGUUUUGAGAAAACUCUGGGGUGAUUUCAGAGUAAAAGGAAAGAAAAAAUGAAAUUCCAAACCCAGCAUUGCCACUUCCUCAGAAUUCUUACCUUCAAAUAGCGUGUUUCUGUGCAUUGCUUUUUGGUAAAAUAAAUGUGGCAAGAUUUAAUAUUAAUCGUCUUUCACAUAUUUUUAGUUUGAAUAACUGAGUUCUUAGAAUUCUCUUAUGAAGAUGUUGCAAACAUUUGAGCAUCAUAAUUUUUUGCAUCCCUUCUAAUAAUUACUAGAUUUUUUUUUCAUAUUUUAAUAGUUUGUUUUGACAAAUAGCUUUACAUAUUGAACGCUCAGCAGAGAAUACAUUAAAACUUACAAGUUAGAGAUUAAAGAGACAAAUUUUUGAUUUUCGUAGACUUAAGAUAUUAAUUAAUCCCCAAAGUUUUCUUCAGGCUGCCUUGAAACUUUGAGUUCUGUUUUAUGUUAAUUUUCUUUUGCUUUUUUGUGUUUUCGUUUGUUUUUACUUUUGCAUUUAAGACCAAUUAAAUUUGAUUUGGUUUUGCUGAAA
Candoia aspera is the source of this 2403-nucleotide messenger RNA. RefSeq names its product ELAV like RNA binding protein 1 (gene ELAVL1). Gene Ontology annotation, cellular component: ribonucleoprotein complex. The record is from RefSeq and is a predicted model, not a curated record. NCBI's taxonomy places the organism in Eukaryota, Metazoa, Chordata, Lepidosauria, Squamata, Candoiidae. The coding region runs from base 208 to 1188 and encodes 326 amino acids. Gene Ontology annotation, molecular function: RNA binding. The transcript has 6 exons.